AUGGAUGAUACCAGCUCCAACAAAAGCAAAGCCGAGGGAGAAGGCAUCGUGGAGAGGGAGCAGCAGAAUGUCGUCAUGGGGAUGGAGAUACUACAAUGCUCCGUCUGCCGUAAAGUCCUACUACACCUGUGGCCUGAAAUCUUCCAGUGUUCAUGUGGCCAGCUCGUAUGCGAAAAGUGCCAUUCCUCGUCACCUGAGAAGAUGUGCAACGCGUGCUCCCUCCCUUUUUCCCAGCGCGCCUACGGCGUGGAACGCAUGUUCAAAAACAUUGUCUUCCCCUGCAAGUAUGGAUGCGGGAGGACGUCCUCCAGCUACUGGUACAUAAACCAAGAGCACGAGCUCGCUUGUCUGAACGGACCGGCCUCCUGCCCACUCAAGAGCUCUUCUUGUGACUUCAUCGGGCCCAAAGCAGCGCUCCUCGACCAUAUCUACACUGUGCACAAGUUGCUGACGGCGAGUUUCAGGUACGAGGUGCAGUUUGAUCUCCCUGCCGAGCCUGGCUCCCAUCUUCUGCGCAGCGAAGACGACGACCAUGUCUUCGUGCUCACCGUGUCGGAUUCCCUCAGCAGCGGACACUUGGGAGUCUAUAUCAAGCCAGUCGGACGGUUCGAAUCGGAAAAUGAGUACGGCUGCUCGGUGUAUGUCACGUGGGAGGAUACUUUUGGUAGGAGUCAACUCCGGCUCGGAACGUGCAUUAGUAUGCUUUACAGGGAUCAUUCCCAGGACUGCUUGUGCUUCUUCCGCGGACGAAGCGAUCUCGUGAUCCAGGUCGUCAUGCAAAAGAAUUCCAGCAGUGAGCUAGAUGAGGAGGAAGAUUAG
Lolium perenne is the source of this 819-nucleotide messenger RNA. NCBI's taxonomy places the organism in Eukaryota, Viridiplantae, Streptophyta, Magnoliopsida, Poales, Poaceae. The record is from RefSeq and is a predicted model, not a curated record.